Molecule: messenger RNA, 1152 nt
Organism: Vitrella brassicaformis
Lineage: Eukaryota; Vitrellaceae
Source: the annotation of a GenBank genome assembly
CACAUUCACACCCACAUUGACUCACACACACGGACAUCAGAGCUCGGUGGACGGGCACCUGACUGAAGCAGCAGACACCCCAACCCCAACCCCACUCGCACACACAUCAUCAGUACAGCAAGCGAACCCUUCAUUAUAAAACAAUGCCCUCAAUUUCUUUUCACAGGAGAGCAGCUGCCCCUACUUGUCUGCCUGACUCUUUAAGUGCACGAACUCACGGACGAACGCGUCCAGUGCGCCGUGCACAAGGCAGGCACGACAGACACAAGGAAGGCGUGACAACACAGAGAAAACUCACAUCUUCUCAUCGGUACGGGCGGAAGGCGAUGUGAGUUGGACAACCACCUGCAGAACAACACAUGUACAGCCGUGAGAGGCAAAGGAUUCGGCUGGGGCCGAGAAUGGCUGUCUGCCCGGUCACUUACGUGUCGAGUUGAGUAGAAGGUUGUCAGCAGUUGGGUUUCCCGCCCAGACCGGGGUACUUGAUCUUCCAGCACUUCUUCCCGCCGAACCAGGGGAUGCAGUGCUUCUUGCGGCAUUCACACGGCUUCUUUUGGAAGACAGCAAGUGCAGCGGCCUUGUAAGCGUGGCACUCUGGCGUGGAACACGACGCUCCAGGGAGGUCCCUCAUGAAGUGAAAGUCGCUGAAUCAUUCAUGAAACAGUCACAGACAGACAGACAGACAGACAUCGCCAUGGGAGAAUGCUCAAGUGCUGUGCUGCUUGCCUUCUCCCCUUUCCCCUCCACCAACUCACCAGCCGCACUUGUGGUAUCCAUGUUGGUUCAGACAUCGGUCAUGCUCCUUGCACACGCAGUCCACACCGUCACGACAGUCCAUCACGGGGCAUGGGGUGCCCACACCACAGCCACGGCUGUAUCCACACCAGUUGCCGUAGUUCGCCAGACCACUCGUCGGCACAGCCGCAGGAGCGACAACCACGGCGGUGAGCAGCAGCACCUUCCAGUUGAACUGCAUCAUCAUUGUGAAAGCACUCCCGACAGAUGAUUCAGGUGAUGAGAGGGGGGGGGGGAAACUGUCAUUAACCGUAACACUCGUCUGUGUGUCCGUGAUACUCAUACAAAUACAGUCCCAUCAGCAUGCAGAGUCAAACAGGCUCAAGGGGAGGAGAGAUCAAUCCGCGCCCCAUCAGC